Drosophila albomicans is the source of this 1707-nucleotide messenger RNA. Its product is annotated as putative inorganic phosphate cotransporter. The record is from RefSeq and is a predicted model, not a curated record. NCBI's taxonomy places the organism in Eukaryota, Metazoa, Arthropoda, Insecta, Diptera, Drosophilidae. Gene Ontology annotation, molecular function: transmembrane transporter activity. Gene Ontology annotation, cellular component: plasma membrane. Bases 93 to 1583 code for a protein of 496 amino acids. Gene Ontology annotation, biological process: monoatomic anion transport; transmembrane transport. The transcript has 3 exons.
UCAAUCAACCAGUGCACAAUCGAAUUGCGACAAAAAAGACUAAAUAUAUUAAUAAUAAUCUUUCUCAAUAACUGUACGGAUCAACGGUCGGUAUGAGUAACGAGUGUAAAGUGUCCAAAGGGCCAAGGAUUGGUGUGCGGCAUCUGCAAUCCUUGCUGCUCUUCCUCGGUCUCACGGUCAUGCACAUUGCUCGUCUCAAUGUGAGUGUGGCCAUUGUUGCCAUGACAAAUGCAGCAACCACCAAUCCUAAUUUUGAAGAAUACGAUUGGAAUGAGCGACACAAGUCGUACAUUUUGUCCAGUUUCUAUUGGGGCUACAUUCUCACCCUGUGUCCGGGCAGUUUCCUGUGUCGUCGCUACGGCGCCAAGGUGGUGCUCUUCGUCGCCAGCUGCGGCACAGCCAUCUUUAGUAUUAUCACACCGUGGUGCAUCACCUGGGGUGGUUGGCAAGUGUUCUGCGCCAUACGCAUACUCCAGGGUCUCUUCCAGGGCGUCAUCUUUCCCUGUGUCACCGAGCAUCUGGCCAUGUGGUCGCCACCAGAGGAACGCAAUCGCUUGGGCGCUUUCAGCUAUACAGGCACCGAUUGCGGCACAGUGUUGGCCAUGUUCAUCAGUGGCAUGAUUGCCAAGGGUCCCAUGGGCUGGCCGGGUAUCUCUUACGUCUCGGGUGCUCUGUGUGGCGCCUGGUGCAUACUCUGGCUGAUCUGUGGUGCCAACAAUGCGCCCGAGUCGCGUUUCAUCAGCGAAGAAGAGUGCAAGUACAUCGAAUCUUCGCUGGAGCACAACGAGAACUUCCAUGAACGAAGCAUUCCCAUUCCCUGGCGUGCCAUUGGCUGCUCAGUGCCUUUUAUGGCGCUGCUUGUGGCACGUUGCUCUGAGACCUAUGGACUCAGUACACUACAGGCUGAGAUUCCAUCGUAUAUGAAUGGAGUACUCAAUAUGGAAAUACAGAGCAAUGCGGUGUUCUCAUCGCUGCCCUUCUUGGCGAUGUGGCUGCUCUCUUAUGUCUAUCUGAUUGUGGCAGACAUUCUGCUGCGCAAGAAAUGGUUAUCGCUGACUGCUGUGAGGAAACUAUUCAACACACUGUCCUUCUGGAUACCCGCUGCGGCUCUCAUUGUGAUUGGUUUCCUUGGCGAGGAUCAUGCGAAUGUCGCUAUUGCCCUAAUGAUUGUCAGCGUAGGUGUCAACAGCGGAGCCACCAUUGGCAGCUCUCUCAACACCAUCGAUCUGUCGCCCAAUCAUGCGGGCAUCCUCAUCGGCCUCAGCAAUACCGUUGCCAAUGUGAUACCCAUUGUGACACCCCUGAUAGCGGGUGUUAUUGUCGUCGAUAAGCACGAUCGUGGCCAAUGGCAAAUUGUCUUUGGCAUUGCGGCAAUCAUCUUCUUUGUGGGCAACUGUGUUUUCCUCAUUUGGGGCACUGCCGAGGCGCAACCCUGGGAUGCCGAUGAUUUCCUCACGCCCAAAGAUGCGGAAUCGUGCAGUGCGAAAAAAUCACCCGCAGCUGCGAUAGCUCCGCCCAUCGACCCGGUGCUUGAGCAGCAAAUCAGCUGGCCGGAAAGGUAUACGGCAAAGGCCAUCGAUUGAUUUGUAGCGGAUACGUGGAACAAUUAUUUAUUUUAAUCAGUAUUAACAAAUAAGCAGGUUGUAAUUUAUUUUAUUUAUAAGACCAUAAAUGUGAGCUUAGGUAAAUUAUAUUAAUAGAUUUCAA